AUGUCUCCCCCAGCUGCCAUCUUCGAGCCUGCCGUCGCCCCUACUGGCAUCAAGGGCAAGGUCGUCGUUCCUGAGACCACCACUGUUGAAGGUGCUUCGCAGACCAAGUUGCUCGAUACCUUUGGCGGCAAAUGGGACCAGUUCAAGUUUGCUCCUAUCCGCGAGAGCCAGGUCUCCCGUGCCAUGACCCGCCGCUACUUCCAGGACCUUGACCGGUACGCGGAAAGCGAUGUGGUCAUUGUCGGUGCUGGUUCCUGCGGUCUGAGCACUGCGUAUGUCCUCGCAAAGGCUCGUCCGGACUUGAAGAUUGCCAUCAUCGAAGCCUCCGUUUCUCCCGGUUCGUAUUGA
Molecule: messenger RNA, 348 nt
Organism: Aspergillus calidoustus
Lineage: Eukaryota; Fungi; Ascomycota; Eurotiomycetes; Eurotiales; Aspergillaceae
Source: the annotation of a GenBank genome assembly